Adineta steineri is the source of this 975-nucleotide messenger RNA. Lineage: Eukaryota; Metazoa; Rotifera; Eurotatoria; Adinetida; Adinetidae. The record is from the annotation of a GenBank genome assembly.
AUGCAUCAACUAGGACAUAUUUCACAAAAUCUAAUGAUUAUUCUUGGUAUGAUUAUGUAUAUAUUCGGAACAAUUGGAAAUAUUUUUAAUAUUCUAAUAUUUUUACGUUGGUCUCGAUUACAAAAAAAAUCUCAAGGAAAAUGUAAUAGUUCAUUAUAUUUAUUUGUAUCAUCUGUAUCAAAUUUAAUUAUUAUUAUUUAUCCUCUAUUAACUCGUAUUAUAUUUGAUGGUUUUGAAUAUUCGGUAACAAAAGAAACUGUUUUUAUUUUAUGUAAAUUUCGUUAUUAUAUUUUACAUACAUUUGAUUUAAUAUCAUUAACAUGUAUAUGUCUAGCAACACUUGAUAGAUAUUUAAUAUCAUCAAGAAAAGUACGUUUAAGACAAAAGAUUAUAAUUAGAAAACGAGCAGAACAAUUAAUUUUAUUUAUUAUUAUUUUGAUUGCUUUUUAUUGUAUUCCAAUAGCUAUAUUUUUUGAUGUUUCAAAUAAUGGUCGUUGUGCGAUUUAUUCACCAAAAUUUUUAUAUUAUUAUUUUUGGAUAUUUCAAAUAUGUCUUCAUAGUAUUAUACCAAUUAUAUUUCUUACAAUAUUAGGUACAUUAACAUAUAAACAAUUAAGAAAAAUGAAACGAACAAAACGAAUUAGAACAUUAAAUAGUGAUAAGCAACUUUCUCGAAUGUUAUUAUUAAUGUGCAUAGCUAUAGUUUUAUCAUCAAUACCAUAUUGUAUUGAACAUAUAUAUUUUGUCAUGACACCAAAUGAUCCUUUAGAACGAACUUCAUAUAUAUUUCUCUAUCAUGUUAUUACAUCAAUUUUAUUCUAUACAAAUCCAGUAACUAGUUUUUAUGUAUUCUUUAUUUCAACACCGAACUUUCGAAGACAUAUUCGACAAUUAAUAUUUGGUAAGAGCCAUACUCAUCGUUUUGAUUGUGAAACAUUUAGUAUGAUAAAUCCUGCAUCUACUUUACAUGAAUAA